AAAUACCGCCCAUUAUACUGCUUUGGGUGGUGUCUGUGAAAGUGGUUCACUGGAUCCAGUCGCCUUUGUCAGCCCAGUCCAUUGCAUCAGUCAGGGAGGAGCUGCAUCUGCCUGGCCUAGCCCAGCCCUGGAAACCGGGGUCUGAGCUGCACCAUCUUGGCAGGGGGAGAUCUGCCCCCACUUUCCCAUGUUCCCCUGCCACCACCUCGGGCAGUGGAUCACCGACGCUGAACCCCACCCCUACUCCCACCACAGCUGCUGGACCCCAGCCCUUCCACAGACUCCGCUCCCACCCGCCCGCAGCAGGAGCGUCUCCCUUGGGCCAGGAGCAGCAGAGCGCUGCACUUCAGCGGAUGUUCCUGAGCACCUUGGGAGUGGGACACUGCGUCGGGUGCCUGGCUUGGUGAAGAAAAUGCAGAAGCUUCAGCUUUGGCUCCUUCUCCUAGCUAGCCUCUCAGGAUCUGUGGCCCAGACAGACAAGCCAGCAGCGAGGAUCCAGCCGCGCCCCCCCUACCCCAGCCCGGGCAGAGAGCUACAGCUGCAGUGUGACGUCCCAGGGGAUCCUGGCCCCCUGGAGUUCCUGUGGACAAAGGACGGCAGCUAUGUCCCCCUGCAGAUAAACGCUAACCGCAUCCUCACCCUCCCCCCCAUCGGCAAGAAUGAAACGGGCACCUACAUCUGCACGGCCACCAGUGCCUGGGGCAGCUCCGUGGCCAAGUACAGCCUGGAGAUGAUCGACCUCUUCCGUAAGGUGUUUGUUUUCCCAAGAGCAUCCAACGACUCCUACGUUAUCCUGAAGCCGAAGCCAGAGCAGCCACUGCAGAGUUUUACCAUUUGUCUGAGAUCCUACACUGACCUGCCCCGGCCAUAUGCCCUCUUCUCUUAUGCCACCAAGGCCUAUGAUAAUGAGAUCCUGCUCUUCAAACCCAAGCCUGGGGAGUACAGACUAUACGUGGGGGGGGAAUUUGUGACCUUCAGAGUCCCAGAGAACCGUAUGGACUGGGAGCAUGUCUGUGCUGGCUGGGAAUCGGCCACGGGCAUAGCUGAGUUCUGGGUGAACGGGAAGCCCUUACCCAGGAAGGGUCUGCGGAAAGGCUAUUCCAUCAGUGCUGAGGCUGUGAUCAUCCUGGGGCAGGAGCAGGACUCCUUCGGGGGCGGGUUUGAACUCCCAGAGUCUUUUGUAGGGGAAAUCGCAGAUGUGUACAUGUGGGACCAUGUCCUCUAUAACAUGGAGUCUAUAAUGUGGGGUGGGUACUUUUCCCACUACAUCUUUGGCUGGAAUAAUUUGCACUAUGAAUUAGUAGGUGAUGUGUUCCUGAAACGCAAGCUGUUAUUCUGAUCCUGUGAGCACAGGCUGCAUUCAGCAGCAGUUCAGCCCCAGCCCAAAGCCGUGGAGCUCCAACUCCUGCUGUCACUUUCAGAGAGUGACGUGCCCCCGGGGCAUGCUGUCUGCAGCCAUAAACCAGACAUGCCAAACCCGGGGAAAAAAAGCAGAAAUUCGGCUUGGUUUUGGCUUA
Molecule: messenger RNA, 1517 nt
Organism: Gopherus evgoodei (Goodes thornscrub tortoise)
Lineage: Eukaryota; Metazoa; Chordata; Testudines; Testudinidae
Product: serum amyloid P-component-like
Biological process (GO): innate immune response
Molecular function (GO): complement component C1q complex binding
Source: RefSeq, a predicted model, not a curated record